AUGCCCGCCGAUGUGAAGUACGGCUACGGACACGGCAAGUCGGCGAUAGAUGUGCUCGGCACGGAGCAUCGCUGGCACUUCGUUGCCAAAUCAACUGAUCAGGCUCCGCCAAUGCUGGUUCCGCGCGGCAAGACUACGGGCGGCUCUUCCGCCGUGAACGCCCAGAUAUUCCUGCGCGGCGUGCCGGAGGACUACGACGACUGGGCGUCCUGGGGCAACGAUGAGUGGAACUUCCAGAAGCUCAUUCCAUUCUUCCGGCGGAUGGAGACCGAUACUGACUUCUCCGACGACUUCCACGGCGUUGACGGGCCGACCAUAGUCAGGCGCUACAAGCCCGACGAGUGGCUUCCGGACCAGCAGGCGUGGUACCAAGCCAGCCGCGAAUACGGCUUCCCAGACUGCCCCGACCAUAACGAUCCCGACUCGACCGGUGUAGGCCCCUGCCCGUUCAACAACCCGAACCGCAUUCGCUGGAGCACCAAUAUCGGCUACCUGAGCGAAGCGCGGGAUCGUCCGAACCUCACCAUCGUGUCGCGCGCACUGGCGCACCGGAUCAUCUUCGAUGGCACCAGGGCGACCGGUGUGGAAUACGAAGCGGACGGCGAGAUGCAAUCUGCAAUGGCGAUGAGAUUAUCCUGUCGGCAGGGGCAAUCGGCUCACCGCAUCUGCUGA
This is a messenger RNA of Geodia barretti, 672 nucleotides long. The record is from the annotation of a GenBank genome assembly. Lineage: Eukaryota; Metazoa; Porifera; Demospongiae; Tetractinellida; Geodiidae.